UUUGAUCAAACUAAAUCAAUAAGGACAGGAAAUGUGUCAUAUUUGAUAAAAAAUCAACCACGGGUGUAUAAUUUUACUCAUAAUUGUAACUCCAAACAUAUCGGUGAUCAUGCCAAUCAUCCUUUCCUAAUUACAUUACCAAGAACUUUCUGUGUUUCAAGUAUCAGGGGUGAAGAAUGUUAUCGAGUUAUCCUUAUCAUCUCCUCGGAGCAUUUCUACUAUUUCUCCUUCCUCUGCCUUUUUCAUCCUCGAAUGAGCAAGAUUAUGAUAUGCCGACGAGUAUCACCUUAUUUCAUUCGUUCAGCUCAGAUUUUGAAGACAAUUUUUCUGAAAGAGGGACUAUCAGCAUAAACACUCAAAACAUCAUAGGCGGUUAUCAUUCUACCAGAAAUGUCAAGCAAUCAGCUCUUGAACAGUCAGAAUUGCAGCAGCUGAAGAAUUUAGCUCGGAACAAUGGACUGUAUAGAAUAAAAGCUAUUGUCAAAACUGCUAAUGGGAGGAAAACCACUCUACUUACUUAUGUCAAAGCGUGUUUACUGCUAGAAUCUAACCUCUCGGAUAUCAUCACAGUUUUCUUAAAUGCUAAUUAUGAUGUGGUGUCAGUCUCAGCAGCGACAAUUAAAGCCACCUGUGAAAAUAACUUUGAAGACAUCUGGACCAAAAAUUUCAAUACGACUGUAAAUUUCCGCAAAACAGAGCCAGGGCCAGUUCCUGACACUGCAACUUUCAUUCAGACCCUGGAGCGAGAACGAGAGGCCAGAGAAAAAGGUGGUCGGAAAGACAAUAGGUCUUUCUUUGCUAAAUAUUGGAUGUACAUUGUGCCUGCGGUCAUCUUCGUCCUUCUCUCUGGAGCUUCAGCUCAAGAAGGACCUCAACAAUAGGCAGUCUCAGGUGAUAACUGCAAAUCUCAUCAUUUCACAUGAUGUCACUUUGUCUUAUUCUUAGUGUUGCGGGACAAUGCUCUUCUGGUGCAGCAUAAAGUAAACUCUAAAAUCUGAAAGUUAACUAGAAAAUAAAAUUUUGCUGAUUCCUACAUCUCUAGACCCAUGUCACAUAAGGAAGGACCAAAAUGUAAAAUGCAUGGCAGUGGGUGCAUCAAUUUCUUUUAUAUGGCAUUUGUAUUACCAAAAAACCAAACAGUUUCUGUUUUAAGAAAUCUCUGUUUUGUUUUGUUAGCGUAUUUAUAAAUUUGUAAAUAAAAUGAUUUUUGAAUUUUUGAAAAAAAAA
Molecule: messenger RNA, 1227 nt
Organism: Bemisia tabaci
Lineage: Eukaryota; Metazoa; Arthropoda; Insecta; Hemiptera; Aleyrodidae
Source: RefSeq, a predicted model, not a curated record